UUAUGGGCAUCUGUUUCCUACAAAGUUGAGAGUCAUGACGUGAACAGUAAAAGGGCAGUUAAGGAUAUAAUGCGGGUAUGCCCCCAAUGCCCGUUCGACCCAGUAGCACUUCUGAAACUCCCCGCGUUUUGUCCCGGCUCAGGCUUCUGGAAACCGCAGAAUAUGGAAUCGGCUCUGAUGACUGGCGACUUUCUGCUGUGUUCCAUAGGCCAGGUGAAAUGGCCUCGCAUAGACUGCUGGUAGUUUUCCGAGGACUGACGGUGUGUCUAGCGCAUCCACAAUGUUCAAAAGAAUCCAAUUUGUGGGCAGCGUUGUUGGGAAUUGCUGAGCGCCUGGCGUUGGUGAAGCAGGGAGAGAGUUGGAAGUCUUCCAUUCCUAGAAAUUCCAAUUGUGAUAGCCUGAGACAAGAUAAGCACAGCGGCAAACAAAGUGGGGUGGUUCCCCCCUCCAAGAGUCCACGAAGCCCGGUCUUGCCACCCGAACUCCUUCCCCACAUAUUCAAGUUCUUACCUGAGCAGAGUGACAUUCAUACGUGCGCCCUUGUCUGCCGUUUAUGGCACCGCUGUGCUAUCCCGAUCCUGUACCGCACUCCCAAUCUACUCUCCGUCGAAUCCACUCGUUGUUUCCUAUCAUUGAUAAAUCAAGGCGCCAACAGAACGCUAUGGCCCUACGCUGAGUUUGUUCGUCGCAUCCAUUUCCCACUGCCAAUCAACGGAUCGCUUCGUGGUGACAAUAAUAACGGAUGCGAGAUGCUGCGCACGGCAUAUACUUCACUCUUCCGGCUUGUAGUACUAGACCGUGAACGUAGCGAAGGAGCAGCUGCACACCAGCUCUUCUUUGAUUUGAGCGCCCGGUGUUCAAAUCUUGAAGCGAUUGAGGAGUCCUUUGGUAUGAACAAUUCAGCAGGCCUUUUGACGCAAACUGUACUUCAAAACCUCCUCCGCUCUUGUCGGAAUGUAGCUACGCUGACUUAUCAGGUCGGCAUUCCUCCUGCACAGCUGACAGGGGCCUGUACGCUCUUAUUGGAAUUUUUUGAGGGAGAAGGGCAACCUAUAUGGCGUGGAAUCAGUUCAGACGUUAUUAGAGGAGCUAGAUCCAGGGUAUUGGAGAAAUGCCGUAUGACGUUGAAUCGUUUAUCGACAUGCAUGUUCCUCGAAGCCCAAUAUUUGGCUCUAUCGGCGCAGCGGUUACUGGAUCAAUAUGCCCUGAUGUACUAUCGCGGAUUUGCAGGAGCAACAGACUUAAACUUGGAUUUUGUGGUCCGGGCAGCUGAAAAGGAAGCUAAGCAUCCUUCUAUUGGCGUAGAGUCGAAAGCUCCUGCCGACGCCGAUUCGAUAGCACUAGUACUCCAAGCAGUCCGCUUACUUUUUCAUCAACCCAUGUCACACUCGAUGCCGGAACAACCUAUUAUUGUGACCUCUUUUCCAACUCGGGCUUUUCUAGAAACGGCUUUGGGCAUCUUUCCUCCAUCAGGAAUCAAUUCAGAAACGGUCGAACUCAUUUCAGAAAUAAUAGAGCAAUACGAAAGAUUAGACGCAGACCAGCCUGAGGUUGACCUAUGGUUUCGAUGGUUUCGUGACAUUGUUGUAUGGCAGCGUGCGGGCAUCGAAAUGGAAGGGGUGAAAGAAUUAUUGCGGAAGAGCAUGGCGAGAAUGGAAGUGUUCCGGGGUAUGCAGAGACGUUUCGGAAUGGUUUUCAUUGACUGACGGGUGCUUUAGGUAGGAAUAGGAUUGUCCAUAGAUGUAGGGUUAGAUGUUGACGUAGUAUAGCUGGCUUCGCUUCUGUUUGCAUUCGACUAUUCAGUGUCAUUCGAGAACCUGCCAUUUAUCUCAGUAGUCACUACUAGAACUCAUAUGACCAUAUGCAUCACACCGUAACGGGCUACUCUAUCUUUGCUCUUGAUUGGAUC
This is a messenger RNA of Spizellomyces punctatus DAOM BR117, 1909 nucleotides long. RefSeq lists its product as uncharacterized. Lineage: Eukaryota; Fungi; Chytridiomycota; Chytridiomycetes; Spizellomycetales; Spizellomycetaceae. Bases 78 to 1706 code for a protein of 542 amino acids. Gene Ontology annotation, molecular function: protein binding. The record is from RefSeq and is a predicted model, not a curated record. The transcript is spliced from 2 exons.